Salvelinus fontinalis (brook trout) is the source of this 3598-nucleotide messenger RNA. RefSeq names its product uridine-cytidine kinase 1-like 1b (gene uckl1b). The record is from RefSeq and is a predicted model, not a curated record. Bases 355 to 2010 code for a protein of 551 amino acids. Lineage: Eukaryota; Metazoa; Chordata; Actinopteri; Salmoniformes; Salmonidae. The transcript is spliced from 16 exons. Gene Ontology annotation, cellular component: cytoplasm. Gene Ontology annotation, molecular function: ATP binding; kinase activity.
UAGAGAGAGAAGGAAGGAGAGGGAAGCAGGCUGUGCUGCAGAUUCUUUACUAUUGCGCUCUUUAUCUACAAUGUUCUCUCUCUGCCGCUCGGAGGGAAUAGAAAGCAAAACUGAUGUUUGAAGCAUAGUUUCGUUUCUCCCCCAACUGUCUCUAUCUUUCUCUCUUUCCUUUCUUUCUUGCUCUCCCGUUCUCUCUGUUGUGGACUUGCCUAGCCAGAGGGGCAGUAGGACUAAGUGCCUCCUGUGCACUUGUGUAUCAGUAGCUGAUGUCAACCUCACUGACAAUAACAAGAACUGAAACACUAGUUAACAUCUCAUAGACAAACCCUUGUUCUCCUAUCAUCUCGUUUCAUCAUGAAUACUUUGAAUACAGGAGCUAGGAUAUCAGGCUGCUGGACUGUAACAGGCUGCAGCGGGGGCGGAGAGGGCUCCCUGGACAGACUCCUCACCUCCGUCAGCUCUGGGCUGUCACCACGGAAACGGACUACCAGCCAGUGCAAGUCAGAACCGCCCCUGCUGCGGACGUCCAAGCGGACCAUCUACACAGCCGGCCGCCCACCCUGGUAUAACGAACAUGGAACCCAGUCCAAAGAGGCCUUCGUCAUCGGUCUGUGUGGGGGCAGUGCCUCAGGGAAGACCACUGUAGCCAGGAAGAUCAUAGAGGCUCUGGAUGUCCCCUGGGUGGUCCUGCUCUCCAUGGACUCCUUCUACAAGGUUCUGACUCCUGAGCAGCAGGUCACGGCAGCCAGUAAUGACUACAACUUUGACCACCCUGAUGCCUUUGACUUUGGCCUGCUGGCACACAUACUGAGGAAACUGAAACUGGGAAAGAGUGUCAAGAUCCCUGUGUAUGACUUCACCACACACGGACGCCAGAAGGACUGGAAAACAGUGUAUGGAGCCAGUGUUAUCAUCUUUGAGGGAAUCAUGGCCUUUGCAGAUAAAGAACUGUUACAGCUGCUGGACAUGAAGAUCUUUGUGGAGACUGACUCAGACAUCCGUCUGGUGCGUCGGCUGCAGAGGGACAUCACAGAGCGUGGCCGGGACAUCGACGGCGUCAUCAAACAGUACAAUAAGUUUGUGAAGCCCGCCUUUGAGCAGUACAUCGAGCCAACCAUGCGACUGGCUGACAUUGUGGUACCACGCGGAGGAGGCAACAUGGUGGCCAUAGACUUGAUCGUACAGCACGUCCACAGCCAGCUGGAGGAGAGGAAACUGCGCUGGGAUAUGGCGGCCCUUGCCUCUGCCCACCAGGCCCAGCCCCUCCCCCAGACCCUGAGUGUUCUGGAGAGUACGCCCCAGGUCAGGGGAAUGCACACCAUAAUAAGUCAUUGGCAGCAGAGAACUGGAAGGCGAGGCGGCCAAAGGAGGAAUUGGCUUUGGGGAAACAAAGAGACAAGCAGGGAUGAGUUCAUCUUCUACUCGAAGAGACUGAUGCGUCUGCUGAUUGAACGAGCGCUUUCCUUUCUUCCCUCAGAGAGCCAUAUAGUUCAAACACCGCAGGGAGAGGACUAUGAAGGCAGGGCUUUCCACGGGAAGAGGAUCACUGGAGUGUCCAUCCUGCGAGCAGGAGAGACCAUGGAGCCAGCUCUCCGGGCAGUGUGUAAAGAUGUCCGCAUCGGGAAGAUCCUCAUCCAGACCAACCAGGACACAGGAGAACCAGAGCUGCAUUACCUGCGUCUGCCUAAGGACAUCGGUGAAGACCAUGUGAUUCUGAUGGACUGCACCGUGUCUACUGGGGCUGCUGCCAUGAUGGCCGUACGAGUCCUACUGGACCAUGAUGUCCAGGAGGAUAAGAUCCUGUUGGUGUCUCUGCUGAUGGCUGAGAUGGGGGUUCACUCUGUGGCCUACGCCUUCCCUCAGGUCCAAAUCAUCACCACUGCCGUCGACAAGAAGGUCAACGACCUCUUCCACAUCAUACCCGGCAUAGGAAAUUUCGGUGACCGGUACUUUGGCACGGAUGCACCCCCAGAAUGGAGCGAUGAGGAGAUGGAUGAGCCCAGUUACUGAUGGGACAAUGGGCAGACCUAUUUGAAUGAUUCAGGGGUGCGCUGUUUGGAGGAUGAUUGAGGAAUGUGCUCUUCACCCCACUGAGCAGCUACGUACACCCCCUUAUUCUGGGGACCAAAGAAGACACCCUGGAGUACUAGAGCACCUUGAAUUUCACUCAGAUACAGAAAGAGUCAAAGAUUAACAAAGGACAAUUAAUAUAUACAUUAUAUACAUGCAGUUUUUGUAUAUUUCUAUUUGAGUUUUAUGCCAAUGCAGCUGUAAUAGAAAAUGUAGUAAUUUUUGUAAUGUGAAUGUUUGUUUGUAAAAUGUUCUAUUUUUGGUUGUUUGAAUUGUGUGUUUUGAGGGUCCAAACCUUCAUAUUUUUAACUGUGGAUUACAACAUUCAAUAAGAGCUCAUUGCAAAACACACUUUUUUUCUUUCUUUCUCAGAGCUUAAUUAACCUUUCAGAAUGCAAUACAAAAAAUACACAGCCAUAUUGUUCAUUCUCUCUGCUCAUGGAAAGUGCUUUCUUUCAAGGAACACUUUACCGGAAAAUUGUGUAGGCGUAACUUUUUAACUCUCUGGUUUCCCCUCUUCUCUGCUUUGUAGCUACUGACCAAACCACAGUCUUGCAAAAUGUUAACACUUAGUCCUCUUUUCACUGCAAGGACUAAAUAUACUCCCACAUCCUGAUCUACCUGCUAGUCUACCUGUGAGUGGCUCCUCCACCCAUGCCCCGCAGUUCGGUUAGCCUUGACCUUUUUCAUUGCUCUUAAACAUCAGCACUUUAUUCAUGAAGGUUCCUCUGUCUGGGAAUGAUUCUGGGCCUAUGCUGCCUAUCAUAAUGAGGCCUUACAAUGUUGUUGUCAUGCUUAAUGUUUCCUAGUGAUAUCGGUGUGGGCUACACCACCUAGACCUACAUUUAAUUAGUGCUUUGUCUGCAACAUAGAGACGAGAGAGACGGAGAAAAUAUACAGGAAGGAUAUGGUGGUUGUCCUCUUCUCAUGGAAACUAACCUUGAUAUCUUCCAUCACUUUCAUCACUAACCCACCGCUGACACCAAGAAGGCGGUGGGGUAAAUAUAGGAUGACACUGACUUAACCGGUAGGCUAAUGGGCUAUAAAACAAAAAGGUUUUACGAUUCAGAAUAGGCUUACAGUUCUAAUGAACGCUGCCGUGGUGCACUGGAAAGAUGGAUCAUGGUUGUGAGGACAGUCACCAAGACACCUGUCUGCUGCAGAGGUAAAACUCCCACACCAAGGUUGCAAGGUAGGGCUGUCUGACAAAUGGCGCAACAUUGUGUAGGUUAAUAUUAUUUCUAGAACAGAUUUAAGAGCUUUAUGAAAUCGCUUUUAUUUCUGAUCAGGUUAUUACAUUUGGGAAUUUUAAAGGUAGCAUAGGCUUAUAAUUAGCCUACAUCAUUCUGUUUUUGGAGGGUUUGAAAUGGAAUGAGUUUUGAAUUUUAGUCUACAUUGAAAUUGAUUUAUGGAAAUUAAAUUGAAUUUAAGCUUGAUCUGAGCUUUUAAAACUUUGUCACAUAAUGGUUUCAUGAUUCUCCAGACCACAAUAAAAUAAACCAUAUACAUACCAGUACUAUAGCUGAAA